UGCGCGGCGGCGGCGGGUACGACCUGCGCUCCGAGGGGCCGAGGCCCGAGGGCGGCCGAGAGCCAUGGAGGUCCCGCUCCGACGGGAGCUCGGGACGCCGCCAGCCCCGUCCUCCGGCUGCGGGGGCGGCGCGGGCAGAGCUCGCGAGGAGAAGAGGGCGGCGCUCAGCAAGGUGGUGGUGCGGCGGCUCCCGCCCGGCCUCACCAAGCGGCAGCUGGAGGAGCAGCUGCGCCCGCUGCCCGCGCACGACUACUUCGAGCUUUUCCCGGCGGACCUCAGUCUGUAUCCUCACCUCUACUCAAGAGCAUACAUCAAUUUUAGGAAUCCUGAUGACAUCCUUCUUUUCCGAGAUCGUUUUGAUGGAUUUAUCUUCAUUGACAGCAAAGGCCUGGAGUACCCAGCUGUGGUUGAAUUUGCUCCGUUCCAGAAGGUAGCCAAGAAAAAGCUGAAGAAGAAAGAUGCCAAGACUGGAAGCAUCGAAGAUGAUCCUGAGUACAAGAGGUUUUUAGAAGCUUACUCUGUGGAAGAAGAGAAAACCAGUGCCAGUCCUGAAACUCUCCUGGGAGAACUGGAGGCGAGGGCGAGGGAGCUCACCGCUAGAAGAACUACGCCUCUUUUGGAAUAUAUUAAAAAUAGAAAAUUGGAAAAGCAGAGAAUUCGGGAGGAGAAACGAGAAGAACGAAGGAGAAGAGAGUUAGAAAAGAAACGCUUGCGGGAAGAAGAGAAAAGAAAGAGAAGAGAAGAGGAGAGAUGCAAAAGAAAAGAGGCAGAUAAGCAAAAGAAAACUACAGAGAAAGAAGGAAAGAUUAAGCUUCUUAAGAAACCAGAAAAGGGAGAGGAACCCACUACAGAGAAACCAAAAGAAAGAGGCGAGGAAACUGAUAUUGGGGAUGGAAAGCUGGAGACCUGUGCUUCCUGCACAGUCGUGAAGGCCAGGUCCUUGGAGAGCUCGCUGGAGGAGCUCAGGGAGAAGACCAGCCGGCCAUGCAGCUGCAUCAGCCAGGAACUCGCCUCCGAGUAUGUGAGUGUGGCCAAAGACCCUUUGAGGAGGUCUCUGGCGGGAGGAGUGGGGAGGCAGAAGACUCAGCAGGGACUGGUCCCGAGAAGAGUGAAGAAGCAGAGUGAGUCCUUGUGUGCACCUUGUUUGUGACAGCCUCUGGUCCCCAUGGAUGAGAAGGGCAUCCCUGAGAUCUGUACCCUGGAACGUAACCUGACUCCUUAGGAAGGGAGCUGCAUGCAGGAAAUACAGAGGGGACAUGGAGACAUCUGGAAAUCAUUCUCAAAGGAGUGAGCAUUUAAAAAUUGGGCAUAAAUUUAAAAGACUUUUAACAUUCUUAAUAUAAGCUAAUAUUUACCACUUAGCCAUAACAGGAAAUGAUUUAUUUAUUAGAAAGUAGAAAAAAUAGUAAAACAUGGAAAAAAAUUAGUACUGUGUUGGUAUUAAUUCUAAAGCACUUUGUGAAUAGCAUCCAUUUUGGGUCUUUUGCAGUUUUUAGCACAUGAUCGGUCAAAAUCUGUGUCUGGUGUUUCUUGUUAGCCCUCUCUGAGCUACAGUGCCAAGAGCAGUUCUUGUUCCUUUGUAACCACUAAAAUUCAGCCACUUCUUCAAAGUCUAUUGUAUUUUUUCAUUCUUGCCCUUUGGUUUGGCCGCUGACUGGAUAAAACAGUUUCACAGCCUUGUGAAUGGAUACGCCAUUGUGGUCGCUAGAUCUCCAGAGAAGCAGAAAUGUCAUGUGGGACAGGGAUAACCCGGGUUAGCUUCUAUAGCCUGCCUUUCUGGGUCUUAGGCACUUUUAUUUUUAAAUAGCUUAAUGUAAAUGUUAAAACUGUGUUCUACAGUACUUCUUCCUUUUUUAAAAUGUUAAUGUUUUUGACUCUGUGCUUUAACCAUUUGUUAAAUAAAAGUGUUUGUUGCUGUGGGUUUUAA
Messenger RNA from Lepus europaeus (European hare), 1927 nucleotides. It is a transcript of the gene UPF3A, whose product is annotated as UPF3A regulator of nonsense mediated mRNA decay. The transcript is spliced from 9 exons. Gene Ontology annotation, cellular component: nucleolus; cytoplasm. The record is from RefSeq and is a predicted model, not a curated record. Lineage: Eukaryota; Metazoa; Chordata; Mammalia; Lagomorpha; Leporidae. Gene Ontology annotation, molecular function: telomeric repeat DNA binding. Bases 65 to 1150 code for a protein of 361 amino acids. Gene Ontology annotation, biological process: nuclear-transcribed mRNA catabolic process, nonsense-mediated decay; positive regulation of translation.